Messenger RNA from Gossypium arboreum, 1935 nucleotides. Its product is annotated as serine/threonine-protein kinase GRIK1-like. Gene Ontology annotation, cellular component: cytoplasm. The transcript has 12 exons. Gene Ontology annotation, molecular function: ATP binding; protein serine/threonine kinase activity. NCBI's taxonomy places the organism in Eukaryota, Viridiplantae, Streptophyta, Magnoliopsida, Malvales, Malvaceae. Gene Ontology annotation, biological process: protein phosphorylation; intracellular signal transduction. The record is from RefSeq and is a predicted model, not a curated record. The coding region runs from base 378 to 1610 and encodes 410 amino acids.
ACUGUUUUAUAGGUGGCAUAACUAUUUUUGUUUGAUUUUUUGAAAUAGUCGCUAAUAUUUCACAUUACAAAUUCAUCAAAUUUUACGAACGACUUUUCAAAUUUUCUUUUCUUUUCUUUUCUUUUGUAACCGCUACCAAGACUUCGUAAUCGUCGUCUUCGUAGUGGUUUCUUUUUUAUUUUUUUUAAUAAAAGGAAACAAAUUCAAAUCAGGCUAUCAAAUUAUUUGGGAUCAUUGUUGGUUUGACGUCCAAAAGUUUGAAUUUCUUCCUUUUCCAUCACCUAGCUGAUUAGGGUUUCAAGCAUUUUUUUUUCCAUUAUCAGGUUUAAGAUUUGUUGUAGCCAUUAUUUACUACUUUCAAGGUCUCAAGUGUUAUAAUGUUUGGUAAGAGCUUUUCAUUUGCUAAAGAUUUUGGCUUUUGCGGUUGCUUUGGCUACACAACAAAGCCCAAACGGUCGAGGUCCCGUUGCAGGCCAAACUCCCAGGACUUUUUUUUAGAUGAAGAAAUAGAAGAAGAGGAUAGUUGUUUAUAUAACGAUGAUUUUACGAGCACUUCUCAAGUAGAUGUGGUUGAGCCUAUAAGCCGUGCCAAGCGUUCUGAGGAGAUUUUGAGGUUCAAACUCAACAAUGGAAUGAUUUGCAGGCAAUUUAUAGUUAAGGAAACCAACAGGAUUAUUCGCUCAGAGGAUGAAAAUGGGAAUAAGAUGGUUAAUGAAUAUGUGCGUGAAUAUAGGAUUGGUUCUGGCAGCUAUGGAAAAGUGGUUCUAUAUCGAAACAGUGUAGAUGGGAAACACUAUGCUAUUAAGGCUUUUCAUAGGUCUCAUUUGUUAAAGCUACGGGUUGCUCCAUCAGAGACUGCAAUGACCGAUGUUCUUUGUGAGGUUCUAAUUAUGAAAAUGUUGGAGCAUCCCAAUAUAGUAAAUCUCAUUGAGGUGAUUGAUGACCCAACCACGGAUCAAUUUUACAUGGUUCUUGAAUAUGUGGAAGGAAAAUGGGUUUUGGAAGGUUCUAGUCCUCCUGGAGCCAUUGGAGAAGAUACUGCUAGGAAGUAUUUGCGAGAUAUAGUAUCUGGGCUUAUGUACCUCCAUGCACAUAAUAUUGUGCAUGGAGAUAUAAAGCCUGAUAAUUUAUUGAUUACUAAAACGGGUUCGGUGAAGAUAGGAGACUUCAGUGUCAGCCAGGUGUUUGAGGAUGAUAAUGAUGAGCUUCGUCGUUCGCCUGGGACUCCUGUUUUCACUGCACCUGAGUGCUGCCUAGGCUUAACCUAUCGAGGAAAAGCUGCAGAUACAUGGGCUGUAGGAGUUACGUUGUACUUUAUGGUACUGGGAAAAUAUCCGUUUCUCGGUGAAACACUACAGGAUACGUAUGAAAAGAUUGUUAAUAACCCUCUGGUUCUGCCAAAUGACUUGAACCCAGAGUUGAGGAAUCUCCUGGAAGGACUUCUUUGCAAAGACCCAAAACAGAGGAUGACUUUAAAUGCAGUAGCAGAGAAUCCCUGGGUUAUAGGAGAAGAAGGACCAAUCCCCCAAUACUUGUGUUGGUGUAAGGGUAAUAGCUGCCACAGGGAAGAAUCUAAUUGCAGAAAUGGUACUCACCAGUCUGAAGCUUAACUAGAUUAAGGACCGGUUUCGGUUUGCUGUACGGUGGCUUUCUUUUUCUUUUUUUUACCCUAUUCUUUUUGCACCAGAGGCACCAUGUUUAUUAAGAUUUACUAGGUUCAUUUUUGUGCAAGAGGGUGACUUGUCUUAACUCUUCAAGCCUCAUUUGGACCUGAGACAAGCCUGCCCAAACAUUCUUAACUGGGAACAACAAUACAAUCACCUCGGCUUAUUCCUAGGUCUGCUCGAGUUUGGAAAUAGUAAUUUUUUUCAUAUUAAUAUUCAUAUUUUGUAAUUUUAAAAAAUCAUUAUUUUUUUUAAAAAAAAUUAUUAUUGA